This is a messenger RNA of Vespa crabro (European hornet), 8498 nucleotides long. Its product is annotated as Down syndrome cell adhesion molecule-like protein Dscam2. Bases 787 to 6732 code for a protein of 1981 amino acids. Gene Ontology annotation, biological process: axon guidance; cell-cell adhesion. The transcript has 26 exons. Gene Ontology annotation, molecular function: protein binding. Gene Ontology annotation, cellular component: plasma membrane; axon. The record is from RefSeq and is a predicted model, not a curated record. NCBI's taxonomy places the organism in Eukaryota, Metazoa, Arthropoda, Insecta, Hymenoptera, Vespidae.
UGCUAGUGGUGGAUGCUGAGGGCGGCUGGACCGCGCGCAUGAGGUGUCAGUUCUACGCGCGACCUCUUCCUCUGAAGGUGUCAACCGAUUUCGCGAAAGGUGUUUCGUGAUAAAGAGAAAUCUUUCUUUUACACUCUCUCUUUCUCUCUCUCUCUCUCUCUCUCUCUCUCUAUCUCUCUCUUUUUUUCAUUCUCUCAGUUUUUCCCUUUUUUCACUCUUUUUAUUUUUCAAUUCAGUCUCAUGUAAUUAUUCGUAAAAAAUCCUUUCGUUUUACUCUUAAUUUCAUCAUUAAUCUCCCUUGUAUUUUAUUUUCCCUUUCUAUUUGUCUAUCUUCUCUCUCUCUCUCUCUCUCUCUCUCUCUCUCUCUCUCUCUCUCACUCUCUCUUUCACUAUUUCUUUCUCUCUUUUUCUCUCUUUGUUUUCUUUUCUUUCAUUUAUUUAAUCUUUCAUCCUCGAUCUUUAGAAUACGCUUUCGUUCGUCGACACAACAGGACCUGUUCUCUUUGCCGCCGAACGUAAAAACGCGCGCGUGUUACCAUUUUCUUUCUCUCUCUUUUUCUCUCUCUCUCUCUCUCUCUAUCUCUCUGUCUCUCUCUCUCUCUCUCUCUCUCUCUCUUUCUCUCUCUUUUAAUUGACAUUGAAAACAACGGGAUCAACAAGAACAGAAGCUGUAUCCAGGAAGGACUGGCCACGUGAUCAACGUUAAAGCCGGACGAUUAUCAUGCUUCUCGGAAUGUCCAGUGGCAAGAAUGAGGAAGCUGAAUCGACGUAACGGUCCAAGCCAGGAUGGCCAGUUGGCCGUUGAAAACCGUGCUCCUGUUCAGCGCCCUCAUCCUUGUUCGUGGACUUUAUGUUUCAGGACGAGGAGUGGUGCUGGACAGUCAAGGUCCAGUUUUGGUUUCGGAGCCACGUUCAUCGGUGGAAUUUUCGAACGACACCGGUGCUAUGAUCCACUGUUCGGCACACGGCAGUCCAUCGCCUAGGAUCGAUUGGCUGAUGGGCGAUGGCUCACCCGUUUUACCAAUACCGCAUAUCCGUGAUAUGCUGGCGAAUGGUUCAAUGCAUUUCCUACCGUUCGGUGCCGAGAGUUACAGACACGACGUACACUCAGCAGUUUACAGAUGUCAAGCCUCGAACAGCGUCGGUAGGGUGCUCGGCCGUGAAAUCACGGUAAAGGCCGUGGUCCGGCAAAAGUACGAAGUUCAAGUGCGAGACGCCUACGUCUUGGUCGGUAACACGGGUGUCCUUAGGUGCGAAAUACCAUCGUUUGCGAAGGAUUACGUAAAAGUUACUUCUUGGGUCCAGGAUUCGGCUUUCAACAUCUUUCCCACGCACGAAAGCGGUGGCAAAUACCAUAUGUUACCAACUGGCGAACUUCUGGUCUUCUCUGUGACUUCCACCGAUGCUCAUGCAAGUUACCGAUGUCGUACCGUCCAUCACGUGACCGGCGACACCGUCGAAAGUUCGUCGUAUGCACGACUGGUGGUCACCGAACAUAGAAAUCCAGUACCACCGAGAUUCAACGAACGUGUUAGUCCAGCGCCAAUUCGUACGGGUGAAACUAUCGUAUUAUCCUGCAUCUCUCAAGGAAUACCACCACCAAUGUAUCUAUGGUUUCGAGAGUCCGUCUCUGGCACGGCAAUGAUCUUCAACUCGGAGAGAAUUCAUGCUAGGGCUGGGGUGUUAAUUCUUCAAGCCGCGAGACCCGAGGACGCUGGCCGAUACGUCUGUCAUGCGAAUAAUACCGCUGGCUCGGAGAGAGUCGAGCUUGAGGUCUCCAUCAUCAGUAGCAUCUCGAUACAUCUCACUCCUCAACAGGUCACCGUUGAUCUCGGAAAGGAUGCGGAAUUUCAGUGUUCCGUAACCGGUCGACCGCUUCCGGUAAUUUCUUGGGCAAAGGACGGACUUCCUGUGAGGGAAGGCUCAUCCGGUAGAACGAAAAUCACUGAGAACGGUGGCUCGACCUUACAUAUAUCCUCAAUUGUCAGGGACGACAAGGGAAUGUAUCAAUGCUUCGCAAAGAAUGAUUACGAAAUGGUACAGGCUACUGCGGAAUUACGUUUGGGUGAUGCGGCCCCACAACUCCUCUACAAAUUCAUCGAGCAGACCAUUCAACCGGGUCCCUCUGUCUCCUUGAAAUGCAUUGCCACGGGAAAUCCUACGCCGCACUUUUCCUGGACUUUGGACGGUUUUCCUUUGCCUCAAAACGACAGGUUCAUGAUAGGACAAUACGUGACGGUACACGGUGACGUGAUAUCUCACGUGAACAUAAGCGCGGUACACGUUGAAGACGGCGGUGAGUAUCGAUGUUCUGCCGUAAAUCGAGUGGCUAAGGCUCAUCACUCCGCUCGUCUCAACAUUUAUGGCUUGCCGCACGUACGUCCUAUGGGUAACUACGCGGCCGUAGCUGGUGAGACCACGAUCAUCAAGUGUCCAGUCGCUGGUUUUCCAAUCGCCAGUAUCACGUGGGAAAAGGACGGACAAAUUCUACCGACAAGUCGUAGACAAGAGGUAUCUCCAAAUGGGACAUUGGUUCUUCAUCGAGUCGACAGUUCUACGGAUCGUGGUGCAUACACUUGCACAGCAAAGAACAAACAAGGUCGAUCGGAUUCGCAAACAGUGCACAUUGAAGUUAAAGUUCCACCCACGAUAGCUCCAUUUAGCUUUAACAAGGAUCUCUCGGAGGGUGUACGAGCACAGGUGACCUGCAUGAUCGAGAAAGGCGAUCCGCCGUUCACGAUCAUCUGGUCGAAGGACGGCGAACCGAUUGGCAGUUCAGGUACAGCUGCUUUCGGGAAUACCGGGAUAACGGCUCCCAGACACUCACAGACACCCGCGGGGCUGCGUGUAACCAGCAUUGACGUCCAUUCCAGUUCCAUAGUUAUCGACCGCGUCACCGCAGAACACACAGGAAACUAUACUUGCCUGGCUCGCAAUUCGGUCGCCGAGGUCGUCUGGACGGCCGAAUUGGUCGUUCGUGUGCCACCACGUUGGGUAAUGGAGCCUCAAGAUGUUCGUGCGUCAGAAGGAAUGUCAAGAUUGGUCCUCCAUUGUCACGCCGAAGGAUUUCCACCGCCUGCUAUUACUUGGCGUAGAGCAACAGGGAAAAAACCUGGCAAUUAUUACGACAUCGCAAGUCACGAACACACUCAAGAUCUUCGAAUACACUCAAAUGGUUCACUCGUCUUUGGUCGAGUACAAGAGGAUCACGAGGGAUUUUAUUUGUGCGAAGCACUCAAUGGUAUCGGUGCUGGAUUGAGCAAGGUGGUCUACUUAACUGUCAAUGUUCCUGCGCACUUCGUUGAAAAACAUCGUAAUCAAACUGCGAGGCUUGGUUCAAAUGCGUCGCUUCGUUGCGAGGCCAAGGGCGAUCAUCCCUUAAAGAUAAGCUGGCGAAAGGGUGGCCUUCAAAUAGAACCAACUCUUUCCGACUAUCGCUAUACCCUCAAGGAAGAGAACACCACUGAUGGUCUUAUCAGUGUGCUUGGUUUCGCAAGCACCAGCAGAGAAGACAGCGGUAGAUAUUUUUGCAUUGCUACCAAUGCUUAUGGCCGAGAUGAAACUACCAUUCAUCUUUAUAUACAAGAACCGCCGGACUUCCCUCGGAAUCUCCACGUAAUCGAGAAAGGAAGUCGUUACAUCAAAAUUGGAUGGACAACCAGCCAAGAUGGCAACAGCCCGAUUACACAAUACAUUAUCGAGUACAAGACGGACUCCGAAGUCUGGCACGAUCACACCUUUCAUACAACCGUAUCAGGAUCCAGAGCUUAUGGUCAUGUGAGCGGUCUUCGACCAGCCGUCACUUAUCAAUUUCGCGUUUACGCAGAGAAUGAACUCGGUAGAAGUCAAGCUAGCGACAUUUUAGACGCGACGACAGAUGGGGAAAAGCCAGGAGGUCCUCCGAGAAACCUCAAGGUGGAACCCGUCAGCUCGACCGAGUUUAACGUCACCUGGGAUCCACCUGAUCAUGAUUUAUGGAAUGGGGAAAUUCUCGGUUAUCACGUUGGAUACAAGGAACACCGUUUGGCAGCCGAACAGUACACUUACAGAACGGUCGAAAGAAGAAUUUCAACAGCUAGUGUGGCAUUAGGCUUGGCAAGGACCUCUUUGCCAGGUCGUCAAUAUCAAUUGAUGAAUUUAAAGAAGUUCACUCGAUAUAGUGUAGUAGUACAAGCCUACAAUACUCUCGGCCAAGGACCAGUAACACCAGAAAUCGUUGCUACCACUCUCGAGGAUGUACCAAGUAAUCCACCUCAGGACGUAAGAUGUACGGCAUUGUCCUCGCAAUCGUUGCAACUCUCAUGGGAUCCACCACCGGAUUCCAGUUUGAAUGGCAUUCUGAAGGGUUACAAAGUGAUGUGGGAGAACAUGGACUCUCUAACGGAAUCUAGCAAGUCCGAAAUGAAAAUCACCACUGCUUUAACUGUGGUGAUACAUAGCCUCGAAAAAUAUACGAAUUAUUCGGUACAAGCGUUGGCCUUUACAAGAGCUGGCGAUGGAGUUGCCUCGGCACCACUUUACUGUGUCACCGAAGAAGACUUUCCCGAAGUCCCAGCCGGUGUCAAGGCCGUUGCUAGUUCAGCCACAUCCAUCAUCGUCUCUUGGUUACCACCACUAAGAAGCAACGGCAAUAUCACUUCGUACAACGUUCAUAUCCGUAGCGUUGGUGCUGACAGCAAGUGGUUUAGACGAGCUAUCUCACCCCAUCAAACUAGUUACCAAGCUGAGAAUUUGCAUAAAAGGAAUCAGUAUGAGUUCAGUAUAGCUGCUAUCACGUCGGUUGGUGAGGGACCAAAGACUCCAUUGAUUACUGUCUCGCCAUCGAGCGAAGUUCGAGCUGCAAUUUAUUCGUUUGGUGUGGUCCUCAUCGUUCCUUGGAAACAAGACGUCACUUUAUCUUGUCAGAGCGUUGGCAAACCGGAACCUUCGGUGAUCUGGAAACAAUGGGGUCAAAUGGUGAAAUCAUCCGCGAGAAUAUCCAUGUUGCCAGACGGUUCCUUACAGAUUACAGAGUUACACAGAGAGGAUAGUGGGAAUUACACUUGUUUCGUUGAAAAUCGUCACGGUUCCGAUCAAAUAACUCAUCGUUUGACCGUACAAGUUCCACCGGCAGCACCACUUUUACACGCCACCAGCGCGACAAGUAAUUCGAUAAACGUUCAGUGGAAGAACGGCGACGAUGGCGGUGCUCCGAUAAGAGGCUACAUCCUUCACUAUAAACGAGAAUCCGGCGAAUGGGAAGAGGUCAAAGUGUCUCAUAAGAUGAGCAGCUUCGUACUGUCUCGUCUUUGGUGUGGCAAUGAUUAUCAGAUGUAUCUGACGGCGUACAAUCGAAUUGGUAUGGGCUCGCCUAGCGAAAUUGUCAAAGCCAGAACGGAAGGUUCAAAGCCAGAAGAUUCGCCUGGUAGCGCUGAUAAAUUUAUCACCGUCAACGUAUCCUGGAUCACGCUUCAUCUUAGUACCUGGAACGACGGUGGCUGUCCUAUAACAUAUUUCGAAUUAGAGUUUCGAAAGAACGGAGAGGAUAUUUGGACUUUAGUUUCCAGCAACAUCGAGGUACAGAAGACUUAUACUUUGAGCGAGUUACAGCCUGGUACUACCUAUGACAUACGUAUACGAGCACACAACAAUGCCGGUUCCUCGGUCGUCGAAUACAAAGUGACGACCUUACAACUUCACGUUAGCUCAACGAUAGCAACGAUCGAGAUCGAUCAUUUUAUACCACAGCAUACGCCGGUAUACUCGGACCUAAAAUUGAUCGUUCCACUGAUACUGAGUUCUUUGGCCGUUAUAGCUGCAGCAGGUGCUGUAUUUUACUGUUUUCGAAAACUAUCGAUCGUAGGUUCUUUCAUGGGUGAUAUGGGUAGCCUACACGAUGCUCAAACUGCUGCGGCAUUAGACAAUAAACAGAAUAUGGAACAACGAGAACAAUAUUAUGCCACCGUCAGAAAACCUCUGCGUUCUCCAAUACGUGAAAUGGCCACGUUAGAAAAAAUUCCAGAAUAUUCGGAGGACAUCUAUCCGUAUGCCACAUUCCAAUUGGAGGAAAGUGUUCCCGCAGGAGGUGACAGCCGUUGCAAUUCAGCAGCACCACUCCAGACCUUCGUUUAUCAUGAUCCUCGGCUGUCUACUGCCGAUACUCUACAAUUAAGAGAGUCGGAUUGCAACCGGUACACUAAGGUACGCGGAGGCCGUUCGUCCUCUGCACCGUUGCACAAAACGCACAAGGUCAGUCAGGGCAAGUCCGAGUCGGAGGAAUACGACACCCUGGGCUCGGACAGCGACACGGAAGUCGGGACCAGCAGCCGAACCGAGUCUUCCAAUCAUCUCGUCGAUUCGCACCAUUCGGCGUCUGCCGCCGAUUCGCGUGUCCACAACUUCCUGUACCAUGGACCAGAAUCUAGCACGUCUACAGAACCCUCACCGAUUCUUGAGAGAAAAUCGUUUCCUGGAAGGGGAAGACCCAAGAUGUUACGGUUGGCGCGUCAUCCCAGCGAGGAGACCCGUACCAACUUCGGGCCAAUCACCGGGAUUGGCAAUUCCAAGCACCAGUCGAGCAAUUCCUGUACCAAUCGGGACCAGGAGCGUGACGGAUCAGGAAACUUGUUCGUCCCCAAGUUGGACCCACCCUCGGGCUUCUCCGACGCGUUUGAGUUAAGCGAAGCAGAGUGCGACCUUGACCGUGGUCACUGUAGCCAACGAAAUAUCCGUGACUUCGUAAUCGCGGUGUAAAUAAAUGUAAACCUGACGUAUAUACGUUCGAGCGCGCGCGCAGAAACAAAGAGACACCUAAAAUCAGGCAAACUAAUUGACCGACCGGCCGACUUACCUGCCAACAAACCCCAAUCAACCAACCUAGCCUAAGUACCUACCUACCUACCUACCUACCUACCUACCUAUCUACCAUAUUCCCUUUAACCUUUCUUCGCACCCUUAAGAUUAAUUAUAUCGAUGUGAGCUAGGGUCCGUCUGUUGUUAAUUAAUCUGGACGUUCGUUAAUUAAAAUUAUCUUCCUUCGCUCUCUUCGUCUUGCCUCGCGUUCCUUCAACAGCUGACGCAUGGAACGCGCAUCGAUUGUAAUCCUGAAAUAAGCUCGCAAGUUCAACCAUGUGUUCUCUAAACUGCCAUUUUUUUAUUUUCACGUCGCCAUGACGAUAAUACUGUUUAUCAAGACGAGACUCACAAUAUUCGUGCCAAAAAGACAGCAGCUCUCUCAAAAGUAUAUUGUAUACAUACAUAUGUAUAUAUACAUAUACAUACAUAUAUAUAUAUACAAACAUACAUACAUACAUACAUGCAUGCAUACAUACAUAUAUAUAUAUAUAUAUAUAUACAUAUGUAUACAUAUAUGUCUCCGUCUUCGAUGUUCCUCGAGAGACAUUCAACGAGUCCGCAAACUCGACGCGCGUUAAUUCGGACGCGUUAAGUUCCUUCCUUGGGAUUUUUCUACACCCACGACGUAUAUGUUAUUCGAAAAAUGAGCAACGAGCAAACUUUUAUUCCGUGUAUUACGUGUUCGUCUUCCAAUUAGAAAUUCGACAGAGAGACACCGAAAUAAAUUCUCCUUAGAGAUGAAAUUCGUUCAUAUUAUGUAUGUAUGUACAACGGAGCACAGUGUCGUACGAAGUUAUCCUACGAAAGGAGACAAAGAAAAGGAAACCAAAAAAAAAAAUAAUAAAAUACCAAAGAGAAAGAGAGAGAGAGAGAGAGAGAGAGAAAUAAAAAAAAAAGAGAGAAAGAAGAAGUAACUUGCGAUUGUCGAUUUCUCAUUUUUCUUACUCUCGACGUGUCGUGCAAAGGAUGUAAAUUUUACGAAUGAUACGCUCAAAUCUAAACUCCAAGCAACGAUUAAAGAAAAAAAUAAUAAAAAAAAAAAAAAAAAUAAAAAAAUAAAAAAAUAAAAAAAUAAAAAUAAAUAAAAAAAUAAAAAUAAAUAAAUGAAUAAAUAAAUAAAUAAAUAAAUAAAUGAAUAAAAACUACGACGUUCGAAAUAAUUUACUCGCCGUCAACGAUUAACCAUCGGCGGACCCGGCGUUGUAACAAAAAGAAAAGAAGUUCAUUCAAGAAAAAUAAUGACGCAAAAGCCUUCGGAUAUCUAUAUGUGUUGUCAUCUCGAAUCAGUUUGCGAAAAGCGCAUCUAAUAUGUGAAAUCGUUCACUCGACAAUGUGAUCGAUCGUUUUUCAGUCGUACUCGUUAUUUCGACUCUCGAAUUAGUGACGCGAGCCGAAAAAGAGAGAAAGAGAGUGAAAGAGAGAGAGAGUGAGAGAGAGAGAGAGAGAAAAUUUUAGAAAGAGAGAAAGAAAGAGAGAGAGAGAGAGAGAGAGAGAGAAAGAGAUGGGGAGAGAGGGAGAGAGAGAGAAAACUCGCCCUGUUGAUAUAUCGUCUACUUUAUGACACAUGAAAUGAUUUACCACGAAAUUCGUACUAUUGUGUUUUAGAUGACUUUAGAUUGUUUAUAUUCUAUUUACUUUGUAAAAUAUACAACACUAAUUCCAUA